This is a messenger RNA of Acaulospora morrowiae, 351 nucleotides long. Lineage: Eukaryota; Fungi; Glomeromycota; Glomeromycetes; Diversisporales; Acaulosporaceae. The record is from the annotation of a GenBank genome assembly.
AAUCAACUUUCAGGAUUGAAGUUUACCUCAUCGGUUAACACAUCGCAAUUGUCAGAUCCGGGUAAUCGUUCAAUUUCAAGUGUUAAUUCAACUGAUAGUACCGAGGAGAUCCUUCAUAAUACACCAGACCCGAACUUGGCCGGCGGGCAAAUGAUGUCUCCUCCAUUCCAACAUCAACAACCACCGGCAAUGGGUGGGGUAUACAACGUGUAUCCACCGUAUGGAGGAGGAUUUCAACCUCAAUCUCGACCUCCUUUCACACACUUUGUCGGUGGAUUUUGGAAUCCAGAUGACGCCCCACCAGCGUAUGACGGUCCCAAAGAAGGAUAUAAUGAUGAUAAAAAGAAUUAA